CCAAGACCAAGUUUCAAUGGCUGCAGUUGUGUGCUCAGAAUUACAGAGUAGAUAUGGGACUCCGGGCUCUUCAUUUGUCACCUUCACCUAAUGGCCUCACUUCACUAGUUGGGGUUAAGCAUCACUUUUCUAAGUCUAACUUCAGGCCUAGCAAGGUCUCCAGUUUCAGGGUUUCAGCCGAGAAGGAAGAGCCGGAGAAGAAGAAUAAGCAAUCAUUGCUUAGCAGUGUAACUGAAGCUCUUGAUUUCUCUCAAGUAAGGUCUAAAGAAGAUGCUCAACUUCUUGAGGCUGCCAGAGAAGCCACCAAGUCCGGCGGCAGGAUGAGCAGGGAGCAGUACGGAGCUCUUAGAAGGAAAAUUGGAGGGACAUACAAGGACUUCUUCAAAUCCUACAUUGAUGUGGAUGGGCAAUACGUAGAAGAAGGGUGGGUUGACAAGACAUGCAAGGUGUGCAAGAAAGAUACAAGGGGUGAGGCAAGGCAAGUGGACAAGUUUGGAAGAUAUGUUCAUGUUGCUUGUUUGGAGAAAGCCAAUUCUGGAAACUUUUUUACCAGACUCUUCUCUGGAUGAACACGAAGAUAAAGAGGAAGAGGAGAGGCCAAUGAUCAUGUAAUAAUAAAAAAAAAUUAAAAAAGCUGUCUUAAUUUUGUGUAAAGAUGCAAGUGAAGAUCACACAUACCACAAAAAUUAACGUAGUUUGUAUUUUUUUUUUUUUAAAUAAAGCGAGAUUGAACUCUAAUGUCAAACGGUUGCAAUAAAAGAAGUUUUAUUGUACCAUUAUCAAUUAAAUUCAAAAUUAUCUUUGUACGAAACAAU
This is a messenger RNA of Mangifera indica (mango), 815 nucleotides long. RefSeq lists its product as uncharacterized. Lineage: Eukaryota; Viridiplantae; Streptophyta; Magnoliopsida; Sapindales; Anacardiaceae. Gene Ontology annotation, biological process: positive regulation of DNA-templated transcription; chloroplast organization. The transcript has 3 exons. The record is from RefSeq and is a predicted model, not a curated record. Bases 54 to 569 code for a protein of 171 amino acids.